Racocetra fulgida is the source of this 211-nucleotide messenger RNA. The record is from the annotation of a GenBank genome assembly. Lineage: Eukaryota; Fungi; Glomeromycota; Glomeromycetes; Diversisporales; Gigasporaceae.
AUUCAUGUUUAAAAACACAUCCUCCAUCUCCGCUUUCAAAAGUCGCGUUUACUCACUCAGACCUAAAUCAUAAUAGGUCUAAGAGUGAGACUCUUCCUCAGGAUUUGUCGACUUUUGUUGAUGAUGAUGAUUUGAAAAGGCGCAAAAAAUUGUGGAAUGUCAUAAAAGAGUUGAUAGAAACUGAAAAAGCUUUCUUACAAGAUAUGAGGCU